Messenger RNA from Lycium barbarum (goji berry), 1740 nucleotides. RefSeq names its product hsp70 nucleotide exchange factor FES1. Bases 123 to 1274 code for a protein of 383 amino acids. NCBI's taxonomy places the organism in Eukaryota, Viridiplantae, Streptophyta, Magnoliopsida, Solanales, Solanaceae. The transcript has 8 exons. The record is from RefSeq and is a predicted model, not a curated record.
UCAAUUGGGCAUUUAUUUUACAUUUUUGAAACAUUUCUAUAUAUAGUAAAGUAAUAGAGAGUGUAUAUAUUUAUUCAAAUAAAUAAUCUUAGACAGUUUACAGAGCUAAAUAAUCAGCAACAAUGAGGAAAUUAAUUUUCAUAGCAGUUCUAAUGGUAGUGGUAAUUGCAAAUUUUGCAAGUAUAGAAGGUACUACUGAAGUAGCUACAGGUACUACUGUUGUUCUUAUUGAGUCUAACCCUAAGGAAGAUGGAGAUAAAUCAGCUAUGGUACAAGAGGAAAACAUUGAUGGUGGUUUCUCUUCAUUAGAUGGAAUGUUACAAUGGGCUAUAGGGCAUUCAGAUCCUGGAGUACUAAAGGAAAGAUCAGAAAUGGCCCAACGCUUGUCUCCAGAGGAGCUAAACAAUCGCCAGACUGAACUAAAGGAACUGAUGGAGAAGCUAAAAAUGCCCUCAGAUGCACAGUUGAUGCUGAUUGCGGUUAAUGAUUUAGAUAAUUCAUCGCUGCCCCUUGAGCAUCAUCUUCGUGCCUUAGAGGAGCUGUUGGUACUUGUUGAGCAUAUUGAUAAUGCAAUUGAUCUGCAGAAACUUGGAGGCUUCAGUGUACUUAUAAGAAAACUUAAUGAUUCUGAACCAGAAAUAAGGACUGCUGCUGCAUGGGUUCUUGGCAAAGCCAGUCAAAAUAACCCCAUUGUUCAGAAGCAGGUCCUGGAACUUGGAGCAUUGACAACGCUAAUGAAGAUGAUGAAAUCUCACACCACUGAAGAAGCAGUAAAAGCUUUAUUUGCUAUUUCAGCACUAAUCAGAAAUAAUUUGAAUGGCCAAGAUUUGUUUUAUCAGGAAGCUGGAGAUACGAUGCUUCAGGGUGUUCUUAGUUUAAAUCAGGAUAUCAGGUUACAUAAGAAGUCACUGUUUCUUAUUGCUGAUUUGGCCGAGAGUCAGCUGGAGAAUGAGAACACAGCUGGAAUUUCCUUUUUUAGCAAUCAAUUGUUACUGAAGGCCAUGGUUGAUUCAAUGGCAUCGAGCGAUCUUGAUCUCCAGGAAAAGGCCCUUUAUGCAAUUAAAAACAUACUACUACUUAGAUCGACGGAAGUUCUACUCUUCAAAGACUUCUGUAAAUUGAACGAGGCACUUGAGAGGACAAGGAAAGAGUUGCAGCAGUUUAUGGUUGACGAAGAUCUUAGAGAAUACGCAACGGAUGUGGAAAGUCUUCGCAAAGAAGUUGAGCUGACCUUCCUUCAAAAGCUGGAUAAGGUUACACUAGCUGCAAUAUGAUGAUGGGUUAUCGUGGCAGUUUCUGGUUUGAUCCGGUUUUUGAACUUUAUGCUGCUUGUAUUCUGCUCUCUGGGGUAGGGGCGGAUGUAGCCAAGUGGAUCGAUAUCUUCAUGACACGCCAUUGGUUCAUCUGGACAUGGACUUGAAUUUGGUACAUCGUCUGCUUAGGACCAUAUAGGACUAACUGUUGGAUGCAUAGGUCUGAUUUGUUUAAUGGCAUUGUAUUGAAUUUAAGUGUUACAAAAGCAGUUUUGGCAGACCGUGAAGUGCGAAAAGAGUGACAGUAAAAGUUUUGCAGUGGAUUGUUAUUAAUUAACAAGAGUUUCUGAUUGCUAUGAGCAAAUAUUACCGAUGAUCAGUUUCGUCUUGUCCUUGUAGUUUGGUGCUAGACAAUGUAUUUCGUAUUUGAAUGAAAUGAAUCUGAAUAGAGCAGAAUGAAUAUGGAUGAUUUAUAUGGUCUCCCAAA